UAACAUAAGCGAAAGGAUAUUAAAGAAUCUGUACAUUGCUUCAUUGCCACCUGUUGCUUCGAGUAACGUUGUUUGUAUAUACACAAAUACAUGCUUUAAAUAUCAUAAAUCGACCGAAGAAUUUAAAUAGAAGCACGUGUAUGUAUAUGUAUAUAUAUAUAUAUAUAUACUACUAUCAAGAGAACGCGAAGAGAAGAUUAAAAACAAUUGAAAAGAUACUAUGCAGUACACAGUUUUGGUUAUCGGUGGCGGUGGUAGAGAACAUGCAAUUGCUUGGAAACUUUCACAAUCUUCAAAUGUGAAUAAAAUUUAUGUUUCUCCUGGAAACAGUGGAAUUUCAACGGUUGAUAAGGUUUCCCUAGUGAAACUAAAUAUUAAAAAUAAUAAGGAAGUAGCAGAAUGGAGCAAAAAAAACAAAGUAAAUUUAGUAGUCAUUGGACCAGAAGAAUAUUUAGCCAAUGGUUUAGCGGACGAAUUAAAAGGUGUAGGAAUCAACUGCUUUGGUCCACAAAAGGCAGCAUCCAGAAUUGAAGCUGACAAAAACUGGGCAAAAACAUUUAUGGAUAGAUACGAAAUUCCUACAGCAAAAUGGAAAGGAUUCACAGAUGCAGAAGAAGCAAAGCAAUUUGUGACAAAUGCACCAUUUCCAGCACUUGUAAUAAAGGCUUCAGGUUUAGCAGCUGGAAAAGGAGUUAUUGUAGCAAAGGAUAAACAAGAAGCAUGUAAAGCAAUAGAUGAAACUUUGACAGAAAAAAAGUUUGGAUCUGCUGGAGAAUCAAUAGUUGUAGAAGAGUUACUCGAGGGAGAAGAGGUCUCUAUGCUUGCAUUUACAGAUGGAACGACUGUUGUACCAAUGGCACCAGCGCAAGAUCAUAAAAGAAUAUUUAAUGGAGAUAUGGGACCAAAUACUGGUGGCAUGGGUGCUUACUGCCCUUGUCCUUUAUUACAACAAGAAGAUUACGAAGUAGUAAAAUCAGAUAUUCUUCAGAAAACCAUUGGUGGUCUCAAACAAGAACAAAUUCCGUUUGUUGGUGUGUUAUAUGCUGGGCUAAUGUUAACAAAAGAUGGGCCUAAGGUUCUAGAAUUUAACUGCAGAUUUGGAGAUCCAGAAACACAAGUGGUAUUACCGUUGCUAAAAUCAGAUUUGUUUACGAUUAUGAAGGCUUGUUGCGAAGGUUCGUUAGUUGAAUCUUUAGUUACAUGGCAAGAGGAUGUAUUUGCUGUUGGCGUUGUGUUGGCAUCUCGUGGGUACCCAGCGUCGUCAUCAAAAGGCCAAGUUAUAACAGGCAUCAAUAAUGUUUUGUGUAAACCAAAUCAUUUGAUUUUCCAUAGUGGAACAGAUAUUUCUCCCGAAAAAGAAUUUUUGACUAAUGGAGGAAGAGUACUAAUUACAGUAAGUUUAGCAUCAUCAUUGGCUUUAGCUGCUGCCAAGGCAACACAAGCUGCUCAAAACAUAUUCUUUGAAGGAAAACAAUUCAGAACGGAUAUAGCACACAAAGGAAUUGCAAGAUCUAUAUUGAAUCGUGGACAACUUACCUAUAAAAGCAGCGGUGUAGAUAUAGCUGCAGGCGAUUCGUUAGUUUCAGCAAUUAAGCCAGCAACAUGUUCCACUCAACGUUUAGGUACAUUAGGUUCGAUUGGUGGCUUUGGUGGAUUAUUUGACGUAAAGGCAGCGGGUUACAGAGACCCAAUUUUAGUAUCUGGUACCGAUGGCGUUGGAACUAAAUUAAAAAUAGCAUUUGAAUCUAACAAACACGAUACAGUGGGUAUAGACUUAGUGGCUAUGUGUGUAAACGAUGUUCUCGCACACGGCGCUGAACCAUUAUUCUUCCUCGAUUAUUUCGCCUGUGGUAAAUUGAACGUUGAUGUAGCUACUAAUGUUAUAAAUGGAGUAAGCGAAGGAUGCAAGAGAGCUGGAUGUUCAUUAAUUGGUGGAGAAACGGCAGAAAUGCCUGAUAUGUAUUCCAAUGGAGAGUACGAUUUAGCAGGAUUUUCUGUAGGCAUUGUAGAAAGGAACAGAUUACUUCCACGUGUAAACGACAUAAAGCCUGAUGAUAUCGUGAUUGGUCUUAAAUCAAGUGGAGUACACAGCAAUGGAUUCAGUCUCGUUCGGAGAGUUUUGAAAUUGGCAAAUAAAAAAUACUCGGAUAUAGCACCUUUCUCAGAACAUAACCGGACAUUUGGCGACGAACUCUUGGAACCGACAAAAAUUUAUGUAAAAGGUGUAAUCCCCGCUUUGCAAACAAAUUUGAUCAAAGCAUUUGCGCAUAUUACUGGAGGAGGUCUUACAGAAAAUGUACCAAGAGUUUUACCAAAAAAUAUGGGAGUAACAUUAGACGCGACUAAGUGGAAAAUACAACCAAUUUUUAGUUGGCUAGCAGUUAUUGGUGGAAUAAAUAAAGAAGAAAUGUUAAAAACAUUCAACUGUGGUAUUGGCGCUAUUUUAAUCUGUUCAGAAAGAGAUAAAGAUGAAGUUUUACUUAAUCUACAAACGGAAGAUCCUAAGAUUAUUGGCCAUAUAAAUGAACAGAAAGACAAUCAAACCAGGGUGAAUGUUCGAAAUUUUGAAGAGGCCUUAGAAUUGGAAAUGAAACGAUACGUACCAGACAUCGUUAUGGGAUUAAGUAAACCUUUGAGAAGAGUAGGUGUUCUCAUAUCUGGUAACGGUACUAAUUUGCAAUCGCUAAUCGACGCGACUCGAGAUCCAGCGCAACAUAUCGGUGCAGAAAUAGUCAUAGUAAUAUCCAACAAACCAAAUGUUGAAGGACUUAAGCGAGCCGAAAGAGCUGGCAUUAAGACAGUGGUUAUUAAACAUACCGACUAUCCCAGCCGAGAAGCUUUCGAUUCAGCGAUGAAUGUUGAACUCGAUGCCGUUGGAGUUGAAAUAAUUUGUCUUGCUGGUUUUAUGCGCAUUUUAUCAGAUAGCUUCGUAAACCGUUGGCGAGGUGCGCUAAUCAAUGUGCAUCCGUCGUUGCUACCCUCCUUUAAAGGUGCUUGUGCCCAUAAAGAUGUUUUAGCAGCUGGUGUACGUGUUUCAGGGUGUACAGUGCAUUUCGUCGAGAUCGAUAUAGAUUCUGGAGCGAUCAUCGAACAAGGAGCAGUACCCGUAUUACCACAUGAUACAGUAGAGACUCUUCAGGAACGAGUGAAAACAGUCGAACAUCGCAUAUUUCCCCUUGCUUUAAAACAUUUAGCUACCGGAAGGAUCAAAUUGAAAGAAGAUAAUUCCAUUGUAUGGAAUUACUAAACUUCAAAUAUUUUAUAACUAUUUUUCAUCUCGAAUUAUAUUUUUUAUUCAGA
Hylaeus volcanicus is the source of this 3300-nucleotide messenger RNA. It is a transcript of the gene Gart, whose product is annotated as trifunctional purine biosynthetic protein adenosine-3. Gene Ontology annotation, cellular component: cytosol. Gene Ontology annotation, molecular function: phosphoribosylformylglycinamidine cyclo-ligase activity; phosphoribosylglycinamide formyltransferase activity; ATP binding. Bases 221 to 3247 code for a protein of 1008 amino acids. The transcript has 17 exons. Gene Ontology annotation, biological process: adenine biosynthetic process; 'de novo' IMP biosynthetic process. NCBI's taxonomy places the organism in Eukaryota, Metazoa, Arthropoda, Insecta, Hymenoptera, Colletidae. The record is from RefSeq and is a predicted model, not a curated record.